AUUCUUUCCUUUCUUUAAUGGUAGCUGCUAUUAGCUACACCGACUUCUUAUUCUUGUGCUAUCCCAACUGGGUACCUUUUGACAACUGGCCGUACCGAGAACCGUUCCACCGGACAGGAGCUAAAGCUGCAAGCGGGCUGCGAGCGCGCGAGUGGGCUGCAUUCCUUUGUUGACCGCGUCCACCAUUCCUAUUCAUCCACACCUUUUGAUCUCGUUGGGUGAUCACCCAGCGUCGCGCACACCAUGGCAGACAUGGCAAGUCAGUAUCAGAUGUUGGAGGAGUUGGGAAGUGGGAGUUUUGGGACGGUAUACAAGGCGAUUGAUAAAGCUACCGGGGAGAUUGUUGCCAUUAAACAUAUCGACCUCGAAUCGAGCGAAGACGAUAUCCACGAAAUCCAACAAGAAAUUUCCGUCCUGUCGACAUGCGCGAGCCCCUACGUGACACAAUACAAGGCGAGCUUUCUUCGAGGACACAAGUUAUGGAUUGUCAUGGAGUAUCUCGGGGGAGGGUCGUGUCUGGACUUGUUAAAACCAGGCGUGUUCAACGAAGUACAUGUCGCCAUUAUCUGCCAGCAAUUACUCGAGGGAUUGGAAUAUCUACACAGCGAAGGCAAGAUCCACCGGGACGUCAAAGCCGCCAACGUCCUGCUAUCGAAUGUCGGAAAGGUGAAAUUGGCGGACUUCGGUGUCGCAGCACAACUCGUCAACAUCAAGUCUCAACGAAAUACGUUCGUCGGUACCCCGUUCUGGAUGGCGCCCGAGGUAAUCGAGCAGGCUGGAUACGACUACAAGGCGGAUAUUUGGUCGUUGGGUAUUACCGCCAUGGAGAUGAUCAAUGCAGAGCCGCCGCAUGCCAGCACACAUCCUAUGAAGGUGCUUUUCUUGAUUCCGAAGGAGCCUGCUCCGCGACUGGAGGGGAGUCAGUACAGCGGUGCUUUCAAGGACUUUAUCGCGCAGUGUUUGAUCAAGGAUCCGGAGCGGAGGCCUAGUGCGAAAGACCUUUUGAGGCAUAAGUUUAUUCGCAAUGCGGGGAGGACAGAGGCGUUGCAGGAAUUGAUUCAGCGGAAGCAAGAUUUUGAUGCUGGGAGAGGAGCGACACAGAACGUCAAGUAUUAUGCGGAGUCGCUACAUCACGUCGCACAAGAUCAAGACGAUGACGAUGACGACUGGGUAUUCGACACCGUCAAGGCACCCACGAUGAAGAAACCGAAGCAAUCGGUGGAGAUCCUACCCGACGAAGACGACCCGUACGAAUGGCUAGACGAACCCUCACAGAUGAUGGACAACCUACAUAUUUCGACAUCACCGUCAAUGUCUUUUCAAGACACUCCCAGCCCGACAGUACGACGAACGCCGGCCCCAGAUCCGAGUCCAUCGUUACGACGAGCCAAGCGAAAGUCCAGUAACAAACAACCGCUUGGUGUGGACUUGAGCUUCGGCAACACCCCGUCUACCGUUCGUCAAUUCCGUCGCGUGUCCGAUAAAAUCCCGAGCGAUGCCUCAUAUAGCCCUCAAUAUCCCUUGGCUACGGACGAGAACAUGAGUCCCAAGACGCUAUUCUCCGAAUCGAACAGCAAAGAAGCACGGUUGGGUCAACGAGCAUAUAGCAAGGCCGUGGGAUUAUCAUGUCAGGAGGUUCUGGGGACAACUGCGGAUCAAGAAAAGCGCGAUGCGAUUUCGCGACUCGCAGAGGCUUGGAGUGACCUGGAGAUGGUUGACCCUGAGGGUCUAUACCAUGUCAUCCGGGGUAUGAAUGAAAGACUUGGAAGCGACCCGAAAUUAUCCAGCCUCGUCCCACAAGCUCCACCACCCGAAUCUCCCCAGAGACCACGACUCGUCUUGGCCCAGAACAACCCACACCUGAAAAGCCACCGCCGGCGAACGGCAUCGCCGGAAUCCCCAUUACAGCCGGCCCAGCUUGCGGGCCUUCCUGGUCAGCAGAUUUCAGGAAUGGAGCACACCAAGCAAUUAUCGGAUGUGCUCUACUCUCGCUGGGCGGAUGGUCUCCGCAACCGUUGGCCUGCCAUUUAACCCUCCUUGUACGCCUAUAAUCUCGGUCUGCUUCUCGAAAACGUCGAGAAGUUCUUGACUCGUUGUAUAAACCACCUGGCGUUCGAUUCGGUAUAUCUUGGUUACUUAUUCUCGACCCGAUAAUGUUUUGUUCGUGCUGAGCCGUGACUAA
Molecule: messenger RNA, 2182 nt
Organism: Aspergillus glaucus CBS 516.65
Lineage: Eukaryota; Fungi; Ascomycota; Eurotiomycetes; Eurotiales; Aspergillaceae
Product: STE20 family serine/threonine-protein kinase
Exons: 6
Coding region: 244-2031 (595 amino acids)
Biological process (GO): protein phosphorylation
Molecular function (GO): ATP binding; protein kinase activity
Source: RefSeq, a predicted model, not a curated record